Messenger RNA from Sclerotinia sclerotiorum 1980 UF-70, 165 nucleotides. RefSeq lists its product with no specific name. The coding region runs from base 1 to 165 and encodes 54 amino acids. The record is from RefSeq and is a predicted model, not a curated record. The transcript has a single exon. Lineage: Eukaryota; Fungi; Ascomycota; Leotiomycetes; Helotiales; Sclerotiniaceae.
AUGGUGCAUGCAUGCGUGUUUAUUGGUGCUGAGGGAAAGUGGGAUCGUUUUUUAAGCGCUGAGAAUCUGAGAUGUGUGGUGUGGGUGGAGUUUUUGGCGGGGGAUUGGAGAUUUGUGUUGGUGGAGGUGGGAGGUGAUUGGUUGGGUUGGGGAGUUAGGGGAUAG